AUCCUCUACAUACUAUUUCCUGAACCUUUUCGAGGACAUCUCCAGGAGCUUAUCCAGCUGUUACGCUGGCAUAUUCUUCCUGGGCCGAGAUCGUCUCCUCCAACUGAUGUGCAUGCAUUAGGUGCAUUUGUUCCAAGUGCCCGCCAGAUACCGUAGCUGACGCGAAUCGUUGUGAAGCUUUGGUGGUGUGUGCUCUGAAACGGAUCGGCUCGCCAUUGGAAGUGAAUCCUUUUUGUAUGCUAUCAAGGAGAUGGAUCAAGAGGUUCCUCUUCCUCCAUUACGGAGCAUACGUCACAGAUCGCCCGCCAAAGCUCCCGAGCACCCAUUUCGUAAACCCAAAAGACUUUCAUCCCGACUUAGUCAAUCCAGCCUCCCGUCCAGUGACCCGGCACUCUUUUCAAGCGACGACAUCCCAUCAUCGUCAUUGGAGAACUAUUAUGGACAGCAACUCGAGCAUUCCCGAAAGCGACGCUACCGUGGCACGUGGUGGGGGGAGAUGGCCAAGGAUGCGAAACGGAAAAGAGCUGAUUUUAAAGAGAAGAGGAAUUUAGACAGUGGUGUGUGGAUGGGAAGUGAUGAGUCUUCGUCUGAUUGUCUCCUGUCUUCGGAAGCUUCGUCAUGUGAAGAUUUCAUUGCGCGUGCAUGGGCUGGAAACGAGGAAGGAGAGCUCAAACUACCACACUGGAAUACUGAGAGUAUCAAAAACGAGACUGGCCAGGUAGCCGGUCCAGUCUUUGCCGCUCGAAACAUACAGAGUACAGAUGAGUCGCAAGAGCACAGAAAUGCUCGACGAAUGGUCAAUGACUGUCUCGACAAAGGCCAGGAGAGUGUUGAUCUGAGUAACUUCGGUCUAAAGAGUAUCCCGACGGAUUUGCUCCGACCCCUUGUACACCUAACGAAGCAACCGGCAGUAGCGGAUGGACCCGUCACCGAUGAAGUAUUCACAUCAUUGACGCCUGCUCUUCGACUUUUCCUGGCGGGUAAUCACCUAACGGAGCUGACAUCUGAAUUAUUUGAGUUGGGCAAUUUGAAUGUUCUAAGUGUGCGGAACAACGAGCUUGUCGAAAUCCCCGGGGCUAUUCGCAAGCUGACGAAUCUACAAGAGGUCAACCUCUCUGUGAAUCAGCUGACUACGCUACCUUGGGAAGUACUGUGGCUAAUACGAAAGGGGGAUCUGAAACAAUUGACUAUCCAUCCUAAUCCUUUCAUGUCUCUUGAAGAAGCGGCAGCAGAUAUUGAGCAUUGGCACCAUGGGGAUGGACCAGAGGACGAUCUUCGAUCUUGUGAAUAUGAAGGACCGGCGCCGGAAGAUGCAUGGGCACCUAUUCACAUUGCCACAAGCCGCGUGCAACGUUUCGAUGCAGAGGGCAAGCCCGUCCUGAACACUAAAUCAUCCGGCAAGUUCCAGGAUCCUUCGCACAAGAGUCCAAGAAGCAGAGUUCCAUCCCUACGUGAACUAGCGCUCCUCGAAUGCAGCAAAGCUCCGUAUCUAGACCAAUUCCUCGCCGGCGACGCAACCUCGGUAGAAUACCCAGAACCUGUGAUUCGGUUGUUACGAAAGGCGGUUUCUGUCCGAAAUGCUGGUGGCAUGUCUUGCUCUGUGUGUCAUCGCAGUUUUGUGAUUCCGCGCACAGAAUGGAUUGAAUGGUGGGAUUGUGCUACGUACGAGAAUGGAUUGAAAUUCCCACGUGCAUCAGGUGCGGAAUUGCGUCCAUUGCCAUUCUUGCGCAGGGGUUGUAGUUGGGGAUGCGUUCCUCAAGUGGACGAGUCAUAACAACAGACACGUUGUUUCGUGAAAACAAUUUGGGGUAUUUCCUUACAUAUAUUUUUGGCAUUGAUUACAUAAUAGAUAGCAAUACCCAGUAUCUGUAUGUUCGCAUACAAGAGGAAAAGACACUAUGCAGCUUUCUUACUCUGUUCCCUCAACCCGGGUGCCGUACCAGACUUGCUCUCAAUAUUCGAAGCCCACAACGCCGCACCAACGGUAUUCGUGCAUGCGAAUAUGAACGAAGCGAACGGAACCAUUUCCAGGACGGAAGACGCAACA
Molecule: messenger RNA, 2047 nt
Organism: Talaromyces stipitatus ATCC 10500
Lineage: Eukaryota; Fungi; Ascomycota; Eurotiomycetes; Eurotiales; Trichocomaceae
Product: Leucine Rich Repeat domain protein
Exons: 3
Coding region: 251-1774 (507 amino acids)
Molecular function (GO): protein binding
Source: RefSeq, a predicted model, not a curated record